GCACAUGGCGGAGCCGCCCGGCCUGGGGCUGUGCGAUGUGCGGGAGGCGGAGCGGAGGCUGCGGGAGCGGGUGCACCGCACACCGCUGCUCACCUGCGCGGCCCUGGCCCGCCUGGCCCGCCGGAGGCUGCUCUUCAAGUGCGAGCUCUUCCAGAAGACCGGCUCCUUCAAGAUCCGCGGGGCCCUGAACGCAGUCAGGAGCCUGGUGGAGGGUAGCGAGCGCGCUGGAGGGGAGCUGCCCCGCGCCGUUGUCACACACAGCAGUGGGAAUCACGGGCAGGCCCUCGCCUGCGCUGCCCAGGCAGAAGGUAAUGUGGGUCCUGACCUUCAGCCCCAGCUCAGAGAGCGGACGGGCAGCGGGCAUGGGGCCAGGGUAAAGGCAGAGGUGGAUGCUGGGCAGAGGGAGCUCCAGGCACCCAGCUCUGCCACGGCUGGAGGGAUUCCUGCGUACAUCGUGGUGCCCCGCACAGCACCACAGUGUAAGCAAGAUGCCAUCCGCAGCUACGGUGCCACGCUGGUGCCAUGCGAGCCCAGUGACGAGUCCAGAGCUGAGACAGCAGCUCGGGUGGUGCGGGAGACAGGAGGAGUCAUGGUGCAUCCCAACCAGGAGGCAGCAGUGAUCACCGGGCAAGGCACAAUCGCACUGGAGGUGCUGGAGCAGGCACCCGAGGUAAAUGCAGUGGUGGCUCCGGUUGGAGGUGGAGGAAUGAUUGCAGGAAUAGCAAUUGCCAUCAAGGCUCUGAGACCAGAUGUGAAGGUGUUUGCUGCUGAGCCAUGCAACGCAGACGACUGUUACCAGUCCAAGCUGAGAGGGGAGCUGACCCCCAGUCCUCACCCAGGAGAAACCAUCGCAGAUGCAGUGAGAACCAACAUCGGCCCCAACACGUGGCCCAUCAUCAGGGACUUGGUUGAUGAUGUCCUGACAGUCUCAGAGGAAGAAAUCAAGCGAGCCACACGGCUGGUGUGGGAAAGGAUGAAGCUGCUGAUUGAGCCAACAGCAGGCGUAGGAGUGGCGGCCGUGCUCUCGGAGCGGUUCCAGGCGUUCCCUCGGGAUCUGGAGCACGUUUGCAUCGUGCUGUGCGGGGGAAACGUGGACCUGAGCUCCCUGACCUGGCUCACAGAGCGCCCUGGGACAGCGGAAUGAGAACGGAGCGGUGCCUCCAGCGAUGGGAACCUCGCUCUGGGCUUGUAGAGUCUGGUUUGUGUGCUACUAAAAACAGACAGAACAGC
Messenger RNA from Pezoporus occidentalis (night parrot), 1230 nucleotides. It is a transcript of the gene SRR, whose product is annotated as serine racemase. NCBI's taxonomy places the organism in Eukaryota, Metazoa, Chordata, Aves, Psittaciformes, Psittacidae. Bases 5 to 1144 code for a protein of 379 amino acids. Gene Ontology annotation, molecular function: magnesium ion binding; serine racemase activity; L-serine ammonia-lyase activity. Gene Ontology annotation, biological process: D-serine biosynthetic process. The transcript has 7 exons. The record is from RefSeq and is a predicted model, not a curated record.